Molecule: messenger RNA, 1206 nt
Organism: Ilex paraguariensis (yerba mate)
Lineage: Eukaryota; Viridiplantae; Streptophyta; Magnoliopsida; Aquifoliales; Aquifoliaceae
Source: the annotation of a GenBank genome assembly
AUGGCGAAUGCAUCUGGGUUCUUUACGCCUACAGUCCCAAGUCUUAGAAAGAGGAUUAAUCCAUCAUCUAUCGGCAUAUAUCGAUCGGGGAAUUGUUCCUCUGAGGGAAUCUUUAAAAGGGUACUCUGCUCCAGCACCAUUGAAGGUGCGGAGAAACUUUCGACUUUUGAAUCUCGAGCACCCAGGCUCGUAAGUAAAGGCUGCAAACUAGUUGGUUGUGGCUCGGCUGUACCAAAUCUCCAGGUUUCCAAUGAUGAUCUUGCAAAAGUUGUUGAAACUUCUGAUGAAUGGAUAUCUGUUCGCACUGGAAUUCGCAAUCGACGAGUUCUUACAGGGAAAGAUAGCUUGAUGGAUCUGGCUGUGGAGGCAGCAAAGAAAUCUCUUCAGAUGGCAGAAGUAGAUCCUGAUGAUGUGGAUCUAGUUUUAUUGUGCACAUCGACUCCAGAGGAUCUAUUUGGCAGCGCUCCUCAGAUACAAAAGGCACUGGGCUGCAAAAAAAAUCCAUUGGCUUAUGAUAUUACAGCUGCUUGUAGUGGGUUUGUGCUAGGCCUAGUGUCAGCUUCUUGCUAUAUUAAAGGAGGCGGGUUUAAUAAUGUUCUUGUGAUUGGGGCUGAUGCUCUUUCUCGUUAUGUUGAUUGGACGGAUAGAGGGACCUGUAUUCUCUUUGGUGAUGCUGCUGGUGCUGUACUUGUACAGGCGUGUGAUAGUGAAGAGGAUGGUUUGUUUGGUUUUGACUUGCAUAGUGAUGGUGAUGGCCAGAGGCACUUAAAUGCUGCCGUCAAGGAGGAUGAAAUGGAUAGUGCGACGGGUUCUAAUGGUUCAGUCUUUGGCUUCCCUCCAAGGCGCGCCUCUUAUUCCUGCAUCCAGAUGAAUGGUAAAGAGGUCUUUCGUUUUGCUGUUCGUGCUGUGCCUCAGUCGAUUGAGGCUGCACUAGAAAAGGCUGGUCUAACUGGAUCUAACAUCGAUUGGUUACUGCUCCAUCAGGCCAAUCAGAGGAUCAUUGAUGCGGUGGCAACACGUUUAGAAGUCCCAUCAGAACGUGUAAUCUCUAAUCUGGCAAAUUAUGGGAAUACAAGUGCUGCAUCCAUUCCGUUGGCAUUGGAUGAAGCUGUCCGCAGUGGGAAAGUUCAGUCAGGCCAUACUAUAGCAGCUGCAGGUUUUGGAGCUGGUCUUACAUGGGGUUCUGCUAUCAUUAGAUGGGGAUGA